GCACUUUUUGACUCUGACUCUCCAGCGUCUGCAGUUCUCACUUUCACUUCAAUGUCUGCAAGUCACUCCAAUCCAUCGGGACUGCAAUGAUUUUAGACAAUGAUCCUGUGAGAUGGAGCAAAGUAUUGUGGUUCCUGUUUCAGUAUGUUUUCAGCAUCAGUGGGACUGGGUGAGAGAGGUUAGUGUUGCAGCACACUGAGUGUGGAACCUGAAACAUUUAUACAGCCUGGAAAGAGGAGUUCAUGGUGGCAAGGGGCUCUACAUGCGUUUGUGUACAGCUGAAGCUUCAGCCAUGGAGAAACCUGAGGAAUCCCGGUCCAUGGGGAAACCAUGGAAGUGUAGCGACUGCGGGAAAGGCUUUCGUGUCCCAUCUGCCCUGGAAAGUCAUCGACGCAGUCACACUGGGGAGAGGCCGUUCUCCUGCCCCGAGUGUGGGAAGGGCUUUACACAUGCGUCUACCCUCUGGGCCCACCGACGGGUCCACAAUGGAGAAAGGCCAUUCUCUUGCCCUGAGUGUGGGAAGGGAUUUACCCGCUCCUCCCACCUGCUGCCCCACUGGCGGGUCCACACCGGGGAGAGGCCCUUUAGCUGUCCCGAAUGUGGGAAGGCCUUCACCGAUUCCUCCGCCCUGCUGAAGCAUCAGCGGGUCCACACCGGGGAGAGGCCAUUCUCCUGCCCCAAGUGCGGGAAGGACUUUACCCGCUACUCCAACCUGAUGAGGCACCAGGAGCUCCACACCAGGGAGAGGCCAUUCUCCUGCCCAGAGUGCGGUAAGAGCUUUAACCGCUCCUCCAGCCUGCUGGCCCACCAGUCAGCCCACUCCGGGGAGAAGCCCUUCAGCUGUCCCGAGUGCGGGAAGACCUUCAGCAAUUUCUCCGGCCUGCUGGCACACCAGCGGGUCCACACAGGGGAGAGGCCAUACACCUGCUCAGUGUGUGGGAAGGGAUUCAGUCAGCUGGGCAAUCUGCAGAGGCAUGAGUGGGUCCACACAGGGGAGAGGCCCUUCAGGUGCCCUGAGUGUGGGAAGGGAUUCACUUGCUCGGCUAAGCUGAUGACCCAUCAGCGGGUUCAUACCGGGGAGAGGCCGUUCGCCUGCUCUCAAUGCGGGAAGGGAUUCCUCGAUUCUUCCACCCUGCUGACCCACCAGCGGGUCCACACCGGAGAAAGGCCAUUCACCUGCUCCGUGUGCGGGAAGGGAUUCAGUCAGGUGGGCAACCUGCGGACACACCAGCGGGUCCACACCGGGGAGAGACCAUUCGCAUGCUCUCAGUGUGGGAAGGGAUUCCUCGAUUCUUCCACUCUGAAGACCCACCAGCGGGUCCACACCGGAGAAAGGCCAUUCACCUGCUCCGUGUGUGGGAAAGGAUUCAGUCAGGUGGGCAACCUGCGGUCGCACCAGCGGGUCCACACUGAGGCAAAGCCAUUCACCUGCCCAAGUGCAGAAAGGGAUUAA
Chiloscyllium plagiosum (whitespotted bambooshark) is the source of this 1453-nucleotide messenger RNA. The record is from RefSeq and is a predicted model, not a curated record. NCBI's taxonomy places the organism in Eukaryota, Metazoa, Chordata, Chondrichthyes, Orectolobiformes, Hemiscylliidae.